AUGGAAGCUUUGGAAGCACGCUCUGCUGCUCCUCCUGUGGCCCUUGACGGUUCUCCUGCUGAUGACGACGACACAAUGCUACCUACCGACCAUAUUGUCGAACGACCUAUCGCAUCUGAGCUCACUCCUUUCCCCGAACUUAUUAAAGCCAUUCCCAGGAUGGAGCGCGACUUCUUCCGGCAACCCUUGGACGAAGCCUCUCGCCGCCGAUUCCUCCUUAACUGCCCACGAAAUGUACUUCGUCAGUACCAAGCCCCUGUUCUCAACUACAGUGGCGUGGGAACUCACACCAAACGUACUGAUGCCCAACUCGCUGAUAUUCAGUUCCGCCUAUCUGGUCUCACCCGUCACAUCGACCUGUUCGCACAUGAUGUGCUUGUGGAAGGAUCUAUCCAGGUUACACAGGCGUUGGGUUUUGCCAACACUAUGCAUGAAUUACUAUCAGACCUUGCCUCUGUUGUCACCCAGAUGCGUAGUGAUAAUAUCUGCCGAGAUGCCAAUCUGCCUAUCUCACCAAUUGUCACCAACUCUGCCUUGGAGCCCAAACCACUUCUCGACUCUCAACGAAUUGUGAAACAAGCUAAGCUCCAGCGUGCUUUGCACGACGCCGCACGGCCUUCCCGAACGAGAAAGGGAAAAUGCACCGGCCAAUCAAACCGGACCAACAAACCCACUCAAUCUGUCCCGACUUCUGCUACCCCAGUCCCAUCUUACCAGCGAUCUUCCCAUCCCCACGACGCGAAGAAGGUUUUUCACAGUCGCCCACAGCUGUCCAAGUCUCAGACAACCAAUACACCACAUUAG
This is a messenger RNA of Phycomyces blakesleeanus NRRL 1555(-), 804 nucleotides long. RefSeq lists its product as hypothetical. Lineage: Eukaryota; Fungi; Mucoromycota; Mucoromycetes; Mucorales; Phycomycetaceae. Bases 1 to 804 code for a protein of 267 amino acids. The transcript has a single exon. The record is from RefSeq and is a predicted model, not a curated record.